UAGCGCGGUGACGAGCAAAGUGUGUGCCCGCCAUAGUGAUAGCAGCCGCCGGGCCGCGGUGCGUGGGGCCGGGAAAAGGCCGAGAGGACGGCAAGAGAAGCGGCGGCGGGGCAGGAACCGCACAGGGUGAGUCAUGACUUCAUGUUCUGAGCUUGUGGAUUCCAAGGCUGAGCUUACUGCUUUGCUUGAGCAGUGGGAGAAAGAGCAUGGCAGUGGACAAGACAUAGUUCCUAUCCUUACUCGAAUGUCGGAAUUGAUUGAGAAGGAGACAGAAGAGUACCGCAAGCGAGAUCCAGAUCCAUUUGAUGAUAGGCACCCUGGUCGGGCAGAUCCAAAAUGUAUGCUUGGUCACUUGCUGAGAAUACUCUUCAAGAACGAUGAUUUCAUGAAUGCAGUGGUGAAUGCUUAUGUGAUGACAAGCAGAGAACCACCAUUGAAUACCGCUGCCUGCCGACUCCUUUUGGACAUCAUGCCGGGGCUGGAAACUGCUGUUGUCUUUCAGGAGAAGGAAGGCAUAGUCGAAAAUCUGUUCAAAUGGGCCCAAGAAGCUGAUCAGCCGCUGAGAACGUAUGCAACUGGAUUGCUAGGAGGUGCCAUGGAGAACCAAGAUAUUGCUGCCAACUACAGAGAUGAGAAUUCUCAAUUGGUGGCAUUUGUGCUUCAGCGCUUGCGAGAGCUGCAAGUCCAUGAAAUGAACACAAAACAUGAAAAUAAGCGGCCCAGCCCUCGAAAAGUGCCAUCAGACCCUCUGCUGCCUCUAGAUGAAGAGGCUGUGGACAUGGAUUAUGGGGAGAUGGCUGUGGAUGGCGAGCAGGAGGAAGUGGCGGGGGACAUGGAAAUCUCGUUCAAUCUUGACUCAAAUCACAAGACUAGUAGUCGGGUGAACUCAGCCAUAAAAAAAUCAGGGAAGCAGCACGAAAGAGAAAAUUUCCGGAAAGCAAAACAAAAACUCGGCUUCUCUUCAGAGACAGAAAAGAUGUUUGUUGAACUGUCCAAUAGCAGCUGGUCUGAGAUGUCUCCAUGGGUGAUUGGCACAAACUAUAACUUAUACCCUUUGACCCCCGCUAUAGAGCAAAGACUAAUUCUGCAGUACCUGACUCCCUUAGGGGAGUAUCAAGAGCUGCUUCCCAUUUUCAUGCAACUUGGAUCACGAGAUCUGAUGAUGUUCUAUAUUGAUUUGAAACGGACCAACGAUGUGCUGCUCACUUUUGAAGCCCUAAAGUAUUUAGCAUCACUGCUGCUCCACAACAAGUUUGCAACAGAGUUUGUUGCUCAUGGAGGUGUACAGAAGCUACUAGAGAUUCCCCGUCCGUCCAUGGCGGCUACAGGUGUCUCCAUGUGCUUAUAUUAUUUGUCUUACAAUCAGGAUGCCAUGGAAAGGGUAUGCAUGCAUCCCCAUGUGUUAUCAGAUGUUGUCAACUACACCUUGUGGUUGAUGGAGUGCUCUCAUGCCUCAGGCUGCUGUCAUGCUACGAUGUUCUUCUCUAUUUGCUUCUCAUUCCGUGCAGUCUUGGAGCUCUUUGAUAGGCACGAUGGCUUACGGCGCCUAGUUAACUUGAUUAGCACGCUAGAUAUCUUAAACCUGCAAACUCAAGGUGCGCUGCUGAGUGAUGAUGAGAUCUUCGCUAGCCGCCAGACUGGGAAACACACUUGCAUGGCCAUGCGCAGGUAUUUUGAAGCUCACCUUGCCAUCAAAGUGGAACAGGUGAAGCAGUCACUCCAGCGCACAGAAGGUGGAAUUCUGAUCCAUCCACAGCCUCCGUAUAAGGCUUGUUCCUACACACACGAGCAGAUUGUAGAGAUGAUGGAGUUUCUAAUAGAAUAUGGUCCCGGACAGCUAUAUUGGGAUCCAGCAGAGGUCUUCCUCAAGCUGUCUUGUGUGCAGCUCAUGCUCCAGCUUAUCUCAAUAGCGUGCAACUGGAAGACCUACUAUGCUAGAAAUGAUACAGUGCGUUAUGCCCUGGAUGUUCUGGCCAUCCUUACUGUGGUUCCGAAAAUCCAAUUACAGUUAGCAGAGGCAGUGGAUACGGUGGAUGAGGGAGGAACUUCUAUUUCCAUUGUGGGUAUCAGCAUCAUCCUGGGACUUGCUGAAGGCGAAUACUUUAUUCACGAUGCAGAGAUCCAGAAAUCAGCCCUUCAGAUAAUCAUAAACUGUGUGUGUGGCCCAGAUAAUCGCAUCUCCAGUAUUGGUAAAUUCAUCUCUGGUACCCCUCGACGGAUGCUUCCUCAGGCACCAAGGAGCAGCGAGCACACUUUGGCCAAGAUGUGGAACGUGGUACAGUCCAACAACGGCAUCAAAGUACUGUUGUCACUGCUGUCCGUCAAAAUGCCCAUUACGGAUGCGGACCAGAUCCGAGCGCUGGCCUGCAAAGCCUUGGUUGGGUUGUCACGCAGCAGUACAGUCCGGCAGAUCAUCAGCAAGCUGCCCCUCUUCAGCAGCUGCCAGAUCCAGCAGCUGAUGAAGGAGCCCGUGCUCCAGGAUAAGCGCAGUGAGCAUGUGAAGUUCUGCAAGUAUGCGGCUGAGCUGAUAGAGCGCGUCUCGGGAAAGCCCUUGCUGAUCGGGACAGAUGUCUCCCUGGCUCGACUGCAGAAAGCAGACGUGGUGGCUCAGUCGAGGAUUUCGUUCCCUGAGAAGGAGCUGCUCCUUUUGAUCAGGAACCAUCUCAUCUCCAAAGGGCUAGGAGAAACGGCUACCGUCCUUACAAAGGAAGCGGAUCUACCCAUGACGGCAGCGUCUCAUUCCUCUGCCUUCACCCCUGUUCCUGCCGCUGCCUCUCCUGUGUCGCUGCCUCGUACCCCUCGUAUAGCAAAUGGCAUUUCAGCCCGGUUGACUAACCAUCCUCCUGUAGGUUCCGGUGCUCCCUCGGUCCAUGCCCAGCCAAGGCCGACUGCCUGCCAGGGCUCACUGGCACUCCCGGGGCCAUCUCAUGCAACCAGCUCGCCUGUGAUUGGCAGGAUUAGCUUCGUCCGAGAGAGGCCAUCUCCCUGCAAUGGCAGGAAAAUCAGAGUGCUUCGGCAAAAGUCAGACCAUGGCGCCUACAGCCAGAGCCCAGCUAUCAAAAAACAGCUGGACAGGCACCUCCCUUCCCCUCCCACGCUGGACAGUAUAAUCACAGAGUAUCUUAGGGAGCAGCACGCUCGCUGCAAGAACCCUGUGGCCACUUGCCCCCCCUUCUCUCUUUUUACACCCCACCAGUGUCCUGAGCCAAAACAGAGGCGCCAAGCGCCAACUAACUUUACCUCGCGGCUGACCCGCAGGGCAGCCUUUCCAAAGUAUGGCGGGGUGGAUGGUGGAUGCUUUGAUAGACACCUUAUAUUCAGCAGGUUUCGUCCAAUUUCUGUGUUCCGGGAAGCAAAUGAAGAUGAAAGUGGUUUUACAUGUUGUGCAUUCUCUGCUCGGGAACGAUUCCUGAUGUUGGGCACCUGUACGGGGCACCUGAAACUCUACAACGUCUUUAGUGGGCAGGAGGAGGCCAGCUAUAAGUGCCAUAACUCUGCCUUCACGCACCUUGAGCCAUCCAGGGACGGCUCUUUAUUGCUGACAUCCGCUUCAUGGAGCCAGCCUCUUUCUGCAUUAUGGGGAAUGAAGUCUGUCUUUGAAACCAAGCAUUCCUUCACAGAUGACCACUAUGUGGAGUUCAGCAAACAUUCACAGGACAGAGUCAUUGGCACAAAGGGGGACAUUGCCCAUAUCUAUGAUAUUCAGACUGGCAACAAGCUAUUGACUCUGUUUAACCCAGAUCUUGCAAACAACUACAAGAAGAAUUGUGCCACCUUUAACCCCACCGAUGACCUUGUCUUAAAUGAUGGUGUCCUUUGGGAUGUCCGCUCUGCACAGGCUAUACAUAAGUUUGAUAAAUUCAAUAUGACCAUCAGUGGUGUUUUCCAUCCAAACGGGCUGGAAGUCAUAGUCAACACAGAAAUUUGGGACCUGCGAACUUUCCACUUGCUGCAUACAGUGCCAGCCUUGGAUCAGUGCCGUGUAGUCUUCAACCACACAGGAACAGUUAUGUAUGGAGCUAUGUUGCAGGCUGAUGAUGAAGACGACCUGCUGGAGGAGAGGAUGCGAAGCCCCUUUGGGUCAUCUUUCAGGACAUUCAAUGCAACAGACUACAAACCCAUUGCUACCAUUGAUGUAAAAAGGAACAUCUUUGACCUGUGUACAGAUACAAAGGACUGUUACUUAGCUGUUAUUGAGAAUCAAGGAAGCAUGGAUGCCAUGAACAUGGAUACUGUGUGCAGGCUCUAUGAGGUGGGCAGGCAGCGUUUGGCAGAAGAUGAGGAGGAAGACCAGGAGGAAGAGGAACAGGAAGAAGAUGAUGAUGAGGAUGAAGAUGACACAGAUGACCUUGAUGAGCUGGACACUGACCAGCUGCUGGAGGCUGAUUUGGAGGAAGAGGAGAACAAUGAGAAUGCAGGUGAAGAUGGAGAAAAUGACUUCUCACCUUCUGAUGAUGAGGAAUUGGCCAAUCUGCUUGAAGAGGGGGAUGAAGGAGAGGAUGAAGACUCUGAUGCAGAUGAGGAAGUUGAGCUGAUCCUUGGUGAUAUGCAGCCCUGCUUCUCUGCAAUCAGGCUCAUGAACCUGGGGGCAAUACCCUGUCAGGUGUCCAGCAGUUUGCUUGUAUAUUUGUCUGUCAGUCCACUUUAUGUUCUUUAUGGUGAUAGGUAUUUUGUCCAGAUCCUGCCACGACAUCUUGCAUAGUUCUAAUUAAAAGAUUAAUUGUACCUUAAAAGUCGCUAUGUAAUUGUUGUUUUGUAUUACUGGGGGAGAGAAGCUCAUGCCAGGGCUCUAGGUUGCAGAUAAAAAAAAUUACCCUGUGCUUGCAGUAGAGGCCAGUGAUGUCAGGGUGAGAAAUGUCUGAAGCUAUUUGUUAGCAAUAUUUUUUAUUGCAAGACCAUCUUAACUCCACUCACAGGCAGCUUCCUUCCAUAAUAUCACAAUAUUGAAAUUUUAAAAAGACCUAGUUCCAACCUCCUGUUGUCUGCUCUGAUAAGAAAAAUGAGACUCUGUAGCUGCCUGUCCUUUAUCACUAACCUUGCUGAUCUCAACAAGGCAGGGGCCGCUUGCUUCUGCCUGCAAAAUGGAAUCUUUUGUCCAUCUUUGCCCUUUUGAGUGCCUUCUCAUGUAAGAACAGUGCUAUGAAGCAUCUAGAAAAAACAGUACAUGGAGGGAGGAGUGUGUGAAAAAAUGUGACAUUGACUGAGCAUUUGGGGAGGAGAGGAGUGUGUGGAAGCAGGGGUAGGUAGCAUGCAAAAAUAGGUUCAAAUAUUGACACUUUGGGAAGAGACCUUUUAAAUGAAAAUAAAUUAAAGCGAUAUUUAGAGUGCACGCAGGGAUUCGGUGCUUUUUCCCCCUCCCAUCUAUUGUGACCCUCAAUUUGAAGGUUAAUUUGCAGAUCAGUGAUGAUCUCCCUUUAGAGAAAAGACAAUUUUCUAAAGCCUCAUGCCCAAAACUCAUUGAUCCCAAGCUUGAUCAUUCCUCCUUAGGUGAAAAUCUCAUGAGAGGAAAGGGAAGCCCUCAUUCGGAAAGUCGUUCAGACUUCUAUUGGAUAUUAAAAACAGUCCAAAAACUUGUUGUAAUAUAUAAUAGAAAUAGGCAGUCCUCUGGGUUUAACUUCAGCAUGGUGUUUGUGAGUGCCAGGGACAGCUGGUAUUAAGCAUACCUUGAUCUAGUCUUGAUCUGGUAGUAAUUUUCUGAUGAUGUUGGUCCAGUAAGUUGAAUCCUGGGCAAGUGUAACUUCAUUUCUGAUGUUCAGGCUGUCAGAUUUUGAUUUUUGAUUAAAAAAAUUUUUUUUUGAUGGAAUUCAUUAGGUUGGACACAUGCAAACAAUUCUGACUGGGAUAGUGUUCAUUGAUGGCAAAGGCCAACAAAUUCUUGUGUCUGUCAGAAUUCAUUACCCACCUUUCCUGCAUUUACUGUUAGGCUGGGCUUACUUAAACAAUUCUGAUGAGUUAAGUACACUUACGUACCAACCUCUCCUGUAGCAGCUAACCCUCCAAACUACAGCAUAUAUAUCAAGUACCAAAAGCAAAGAACAACUCUACACCCUGAACCGCAGUAUUAACCUCAGCUACGACACUUUCUUGAAAUAGGGGUGUAAAAAGUUGUGUUCCCCUCUCUUCAGGUGAGUUCAAUAACAGUCCAGUCACAUCCAUGACAUAGCCUGACUCCUGUUGCUGGCUUAAAGAUCGCUUUUUCUGGUAGAAGUAUGGACAAGGGAAGGGCCCUGGCUGCAAAGGGAGACACAAAGCUUAUGCUGUUUUCUUGCCAGCCCUGCAAAGCUUUUGCACUACUGCAGUUUUCUCUUAAUAAACACCACUGUAGCCUUUCUGUCUUUUUAUUUUAGACUUAUUUGGGUGCUCAGUAGCACGUGGAACAGAAUCUGUUCUCUUUUUUUUGUUAUAGGCUUUAGAUGUGUGUUGUCCACCUUUUGAAUAGGACAAUGACAUAAUGGGAAGAAAGAGAACCAAGCUGCAUUUUGUAAGUACUGAGCGUGCUCCAUGGCACUUGAGCAUGCUCAGUAGCUCAAGUUUAAGAAAUCUGAUGGGAUAAGGGAAAUCUGCAGUAGUGCAGAAGCUUUGAGAGUAUCAAGAAAAGAGCAUGCUCUCCCUCCCUUUGCAGCCAGUCCUACCGCCUUUUCCCCAUAAAUACUUACCACAUGCUUUAGCUUAAUAAGAACAAAAUCUCCAUGCUCUGUCUGUGGAAACUCACCCUGUAUUAGUGCCGGUGGCAUCUUUUAUUCCCAAUACAGAGGAUUUUGGAGCUGCCCUAUUAUUUCCCUGGUGUGUUUUCAGUAAGUCAUGAAGGCAUCUUGCUCUGGUGGUAAGUGAUCUUGUUUAUGUUGGAAAGUUGCACUUGGCUUGUGAUGGAGGAAACCUGUCUGUCCUGUUUAUUUCAACAACCAAGACUUUGGUGUUCGUUUGCCUCGGGUUCCUAGCUGAAAUACCGCUAAAAGGGAUGGCUUUGACUUUCGUUGCUACUGCUAAAAGUUAUGGUCUUUGAUUUGAACAGGUUACCCUGCUUGGUAUCUUUUUGACAUUUGAAUCAUUGUGUUGUUCAAAUAAC
Messenger RNA from Elgaria multicarinata webbii, 7066 nucleotides. It is a transcript of the gene DCAF1, whose product is annotated as DDB1 and CUL4 associated factor 1. Bases 134 to 4702 code for a protein of 1522 amino acids. The record is from RefSeq and is a predicted model, not a curated record. Gene Ontology annotation, cellular component: Cul4-RING E3 ubiquitin ligase complex; nucleus. Gene Ontology annotation, molecular function: histone H2AT120 kinase activity; nuclear estrogen receptor binding. The transcript has 24 exons. Gene Ontology annotation, biological process: protein ubiquitination. NCBI's taxonomy places the organism in Eukaryota, Metazoa, Chordata, Lepidosauria, Squamata, Anguidae.